Molecule: messenger RNA, 2181 nt
Organism: Malassezia restricta
Lineage: Eukaryota; Fungi; Basidiomycota; Malasseziomycetes; Malasseziales; Malasseziaceae
Product: recombining binding protein suppressor of hairless
Exons: 1
Coding region: 1-2181 (726 amino acids)
Biological process (GO): regulation of transcription by RNA polymerase II
Cellular component (GO): nucleus
Molecular function (GO): DNA-binding transcription activator activity, RNA polymerase II-specific; RNA polymerase II cis-regulatory region sequence-specific DNA binding
Source: RefSeq, a predicted model, not a curated record
AUGAAUCCACACACACACGAUGAGGCGCGCGCGUCGCCGCAUGAGGCAGCUGAUUUCUCGAGUACGGAAGGGGAUGUAGAAGCUGCUGCCUCCAAAUACAUGGACGAGCUCACGGCGCGUGUCCUUGCUUCGUCCUCGGCCAUCCAGGACCACCGCGGUGACAUAACCCCCGCACCCGAUGAGGACGAGGCGCCCCUCACUGAUGGUGAUUUGGACUCGAAAACGGCUGAGAGCUUGGAAAAGUUCAUGUCCACGCUGAAAGAACAUUUGCAACUUGAGCAGGAUACAUGGGACAUGUCGCAACCGUCCGCCUCUACCUCGGCGUUGCCCUUGUCAUCCCUACCUACUACUGACAACAUGGUACCAAUGGCACUUUCGCCUCUUCCUCCGCGCGAGCGAGUGCAUACAUUGACGCCGGACGAGCACUGUGCGAAGGUGGCGCACCUCGUCCGAGAGCACAUGCAGCAAGAAGCGCAUGGUAUGCACGAUAUUGUACCUGGCAGCCUGACGCCGCCUCUCAUGACCAAGAUCAGAUGUGUACAUGCGAGUGUGGCACAGAAAUCCUAUGGCUCCGAGAAGCGAUUCUUGUGUCCGCCACCGAUCGUGCAUGUGCAGGGCACGCUUCGGCAUACACCGAGCACCCCCAUGUUGCUCAUGCAGGUGCAGGGUGAGGAUGGCGACAGUUUCUCAGGUGAGCAAAUGACGCCUCUGGAUGAAACAGGACACGCGCGAUUCACCGAAUUGCAUGUCACCGGCACGGGCAAGGCCAAGAGUUUCCGCCUCCAGCUCCAUUUGCUAUCGCCGAGGGAUGGUUCUGCUCCUACCAAGCGCAUCCGAGUGGGUGCCGGAUCAGACGCAGCUAUAUCGCGUAGUGCCAGCUGGGCCAGCUUUGACUCGGCGCCCAUUGGCAUUAUUUCCAAACCGUCCAAACGCAUUGCCAAGGCGCGAAAUGUGUCGGCCCAUAUUACGAAAGACACAUGUGUGUCGCUCUUUAAUCGCAUCAAUUCCCAGACAUACCGCACCAAGUAUCUGUGUGCACAAGAUGGUCGGCUAUUUGCACAAAGUCGUUCAUGGACGGCAUUUCGCCUUGUGGUGCUCUCACGGCGCGAGGCAGCUGGGCCCCAAGACAUGGCGGAUGAAAGCGUACUCACCUAUGGCUCUGUCAUUGUGUUGGUCGAUCCUGACUCUGGAGCUUCGACAGAUCCCCUUAUCGUGUGCAAGGUAGACCGCGGGCGUAUUUUGCCUCCUAUCGAUGGCCAGAUCGUGCACGAUGAGGACGAAGGAAACGCAUGGGGCGCUGUGGCGCAGAUGCAAAAGGUAGCUCUUAUGCGCUAUGUGCCAUCUGAGAGUGGCUGGUCGUUGCAACCACAUACGCCGAGAACGUACUUGUGUGCAGGCACACCACCACCGGCGGUACCGGCGCUGUCGCUGGAGGCCGGCGCGGCAAUGCGUGCUGAAGCACCAGACGAUGCACACUCGAUGCCUCUUGCCUUCGCUAGCACACGACCCCUGCCAUGGUCGGAGCAUAUUGUGAUGGACGAGGCCGAAGACGCCUUUUGCUGGACGCUUGUGGGCAUUUCACACUUUGAGUACACGUUCAUGGACGUGGAUACGCUCGGAUUGCGCGGCACAUCGGCUUCGAUGGGCCUGGCCCUCACGCCUUUUCCACUCGUUACGACCAUGCCUUUUUACGACGCUGCGACUCAUAAACUCGCGAUGACAGUACAGCAUUUUUUCUACGUGCGGGACUCAGCCGCCCUGCAAACGCCGCGCGACGCGUAUGCUGCCACGCACGCGCCAAACGCGCAACUCGAGCCGCUCGAAAUAUGGCUGGGGCCACUGGGGCCCCUGACGCUCGCUUCUGUGCCGGUGCCGGAAAGCGACGAGGCUGAAGUCGCCGUUCAGCUUCCGCUGCUUGCACAAAUCCUUGGUGCGCGUCUCGGCGCACCCAAGUCGCCCCUCUCGUCCUGCACGCUUCCGCUGCUCUUUGUGCGCGCGCACGACAGUACAAUAUACCAUUCUGGACGCCAUGUGUUGUGUCAAGAUCUCGUGGCUGUCGUGCGUGCAGCCGGCGAUAACAGUGCCGCUAAUGCGUUACAGAAGCUCAAUGUCGGUCUAGGGGAGCAGGCCGGGGCUCAUGAGCUUCCGCCUGGUAGUGUAUGGACAUUACGAGUGAUUUAG